Cladophialophora immunda is the source of this 4039-nucleotide messenger RNA. RefSeq lists its product as uncharacterized. The transcript is spliced from 2 exons. The record is from RefSeq and is a predicted model, not a curated record. Lineage: Eukaryota; Fungi; Ascomycota; Eurotiomycetes; Chaetothyriales; Herpotrichiellaceae. Bases 313 to 3402 code for a protein of 1029 amino acids.
CACACUAGUCCGUCCGCCUUCCUGGGCAUUUCGCAUUGUCUUUUCUCUCCCUCCACUUCUCCUCGUCAUGUUGAACUCUUUGUUCUUGACUCUUUCUUCUCCUGCACCCACUACCAAACAACGCUCCUUGUAUGCUCCCACCACCACACCACUCAACUCCCCUCGCAUUUUGGUAUUCUCCCUCCAUGAACGCGUUUGUCUCGCCGAAUGUCGCGAUCGCCCUGAAAUAACCUGCUAGUGGCCCUCUUCUCUCCCCUCUCCCUCCCCGCCGGCCACAUUGCACUGGUUUGCUCCGUUCUCUACCUGCCCAGGAUGGUCUUAUUCAAGAGGAAACCCGUUCGCUACCUACCGCAUCCCCACAUCGACGACCAGGAAUCGGAUGUUUGGGUCAUCUCCGAGUCCAACGAAGUAUUCACCUCCUACGAUGCAUAUCUCGAGCGCAUGGACUUUUUCAAGUCCAGGAGAUUCACGUGCGAAGUAUCAGGACGGUCCGGUCUGACAUUCUUUGACGCGCUGAGGAGCGAGCAGGCCGGCUCACGGGAGAUUGACGAGGCGUUUCCGCAGGCACUGCGAGAACCUGUCCUGCGCCGAGUCCAGUUCUCUACCACGUCUCGCAUCGACAACUUGGUCGAGGAGGUCUACAACGAUUUCAAGAAUGAUUUCUACCCGGGCGAACUGGUGACCGUGAUACUGGACGACGCAUCCCGGUUGAAUGGGCGAGUGCGGGAUAAGGCCAAAUUUGCAGAGGUGAGGGCGACAGACGGUUCCGUGGCAAGAGAGGCAUUCUCCCGAUACUUUGUGCGGCUCAUUGAUCGCCCAGACGAGGAGGCUCUGGUCGACGAUAACCAUAUCAUUAGAGACCGCAAGGUCUUCACGAAACAAAUGCUCCGCUCCUUCAUCAAGAACACCGUGACCAGAGAGGGUUGGAAUGGUGCCCCAUGGAUUGUCAAGCCCGAAAUUGCAGAGCGAUUUCGUAUCGACACCAACGUCCCUCCCCACCUUCAAUAUGGCCAUAAGAUUGCCGCAAAGAAAGCGGAGAAGAAGCAGAACGCAGAGCAAGGAGAGGGUAUGUUUGGAAUCUGGCAACCUCAUAAGCUACCCGAGCUGAAGCCUGCUCCUAAAGGACGUAAGAACCACCAAACGUCGCAACACCAACCGCAGCGGGACGAAGUGCACAUUCCUCCACCACCCUACCACGAGAACUAUCCUCCUCACCCUAUGCCUGACCCAGGGUUGUUACCACGAUCUUGGGACCAUAUGCACCCACCUCCCCCACCACCACCUCCUCCUCCGCCUUUCGACCACUAUUAUCAUGGAUAUCAAUAUAUGCCGCCGAACGGUCACUAUUACCCCCCGCCGCCACCUGAAGAGCUGAUGCCUCCCAAACCAAUUAUCCAGCCUCCUCCGCCUCCACCGCCCAUCAAAUACCCGAUUGAUGAUCUUGAUGUCGAACCCGUCCGCGACGGCACGCAUCGGCCGACGCUGAAGUUCGUCGCCAAGGAGCAAUGUACUGAUCGGAAGUCGACAACCCACGUAAUCCCCGGACUCCGGUCUGAAAAUGUCGGCCUCUUGCUGGAAACCUGGAAUACGCUGAAUGUGUAUUGCCAAGUUCUCAAACUAGAUUCGUUCACCUUCGAUGACUUUGUGGAAGCCAUGAUGUUCACCUCGCUUGAGACUGACUGCGAAUUGUUUGUCGAGACGCAUUGCGCAGUCCUAAAGCAGCUGGUUAAUUCAGAGAAUGAUGAUGGGGGGGCCAUUCAAAUCUCACUGCCAGACCUUCCUGAUCCAGAUGAGGAAGAAGAGGAAGAAGAGGAAGAGGAAAGCAAACCGCCCACACCGACCCCUGAGCCUGAGUACCCCGCGAAAAGAACCCGCAGUAGCCUCCACAAAGUUCAAUUUGCAGAGCCAGAGCCAGAGCCUGCAGAGCCAGAGCCUGUGGUUACCCAUCGAGCAGCCGAAAUGUUCGGAGAAUAUGGCUGGAUCGAGAGACUUCGAAAGCGUGAUCUCAGACAUGGCGGCUGGGAAUUGGUGAUGGUUGGGUUGCUGCAUCAACUUUCUGGCAGACCUCGACUUACGGAUGUGUGCAAUAAGAUCCUGUCUCAUCUCGCGCCUCUAGAUGCUGAACCGACGAUGGAAACGGCCAGGGUUCAGUACUCGAUCAUGGACAUCAAUUUACGGGCGGAGGCUCUGCAAAUCAUCUGCCAGUUGUUCCUCGAAACCAAGACUGUCAAGAAUUUCCUGGAAGAGAUGAGCAAUACCAUGACCCAUUACCGCAAAAUCAAGAUUGAACAUCAACGAGCUCGGAAAGAUGCUUUGGCAAAGCUUAAGGAGCUUCAAAUUGAGCGAAGACUGUUGGCACCGGAACCCGAGAAAUCUCCCAGUCCGAUGCCUGAGCUUGAAGAAACUAUCGAGGCGGACAAAGGUGAAGACGGUGAUAUCUCGAUUCCUGAUUCAGAUGACGAUGAGCCUGUGAUGACGCGAUCUUUGCGACGGGGUAGUGACCGAGCCGCGGAGCGUAAACGGAAACGCGAAGAAGAGCAAGAGCGCAAGGAGAAAGCAGCAGAGGCCAAACAAAACAAGGGAAGCAGAGAGUACCAGAAAGUCCUCAAGCAGAUCGAAAAGGAGCGCGAUCGCAUUGAGCAAGCGGAAGAGCAGAUCCUCAUCGUCGAUGGAGACUUGCGCGAGGCCGACUGUCCCCGGACACGAGUUCUCGGGAAAGAUCGCUUCUGCAACCGAUAUUGGUGGUUCGAGAGGAAUGCAAUGCCGCACGGAGGUCUACCGGACAGCUCGACGGCGGAUGCGGAAUACGCCAAUGGACGGAUCUGGGUGCAAGGGCCUGACGAUAUGGAACGUGAGGGUUUCAUUGAGAUUGGCGAACCCGACAAGCAGGCUUACUAUCGACGAUUCCAAAUGACUCCAGCUGAACGGAAGAAAAUGGAAGAAGGCUCCACAAACCUAGUUUCGGCAAAGGAAUGGGGUUUCUACGACACAGCGGAAGAACUUGACAUGCUUAUCGGAUGGCUCGACUCCCGCGGAAUUCGCGAACUGAAGCUCAAAAAAGAACUCAACUUGCAACGCGAUGCCAUCAUCAAACAUAUGGAGAAGCGAGCUGCGUAUACCACACCGCGAGAGAAGUCCGAAGAGCCGUCAACGAGGAUGUCUACGAGGACCAAGACGCACGUCAGCGACAAGACACAUCGAUGUCUAAAAUGGAAGAACUCUACCGCCUUGGCCGAACUGGGUCAUCGCCAUAUCGACCCCGUGCCUAAACCGAGAGGAAGAGGCAGGAAAAACAUUACCUAUGAAGAACCGCAAACGAGGUCAAGUGCACCAGCCCCGCCGGCCCCUUUGAAUCGUCAGGGCAAGCCUGUAACAAGGCAAGGGACACGGUACAAUUUCUGAAAGCGUUUGCUCUAUGUCUGCGAUAAUAUGGAUAAUCGGAGGGAAAUGUGAUGGUGUUGGCGUGAUUAGACACGACCGGGGACAGGGCAUUGCAUUGAUUCUAAAACUUUCCUUGACGCGGGCUAACUUGACGGCAUUUAUGUUUAUUUCCAGGCGGGCUUUUCUGUCUCUUCCAAUUUUGCGAGGCGCACGUCACUAUGAGCUCACUGGAACUGGAGAUUCGACCGGGUUGGGGCGGUUUGCAUUCCUGAGCAUCGACUCCUGCGAGACUUUGAUGAGAAAUGAGAGCACGAAAAUGGGCGCUGGGCAGAUGUUUCUCUCCGACUCAAAUUUAUCCGCCAACACUGGCCAGAAGAGAAAAGAGGCAUUGUUUCGGAAAAAGCAUUGAGGAUUAGAGAAAGUUGUACUUUGCCACCAUGUAUGGAUUUUGACGUUGCAUUCAAAUAGAUUUGCGGAUAGAACUUGUGCUGUGAAAACUGGAAGCCUUGUACUACCGGAGUUGGAGCUGGAGCUGGAGCUUGUCGGUGCUUUUUGCGCUGGAAAAAGGGGGGACGACAGAUGGAGGUCACCUUCGGGCCAGAGAGACCAUACAUAUAGCAUUGAAGAAGAGAGAAUCUUUCGAGACAACAAAAUGUCC